AUGAAGUCGGAGUUGGGAUGGCGCAUGGAAGACAGGAACGGUGGCCCGGGCGCCCCGCCAACCUCUCGGGCCACUACCGCUGCCGCCCCCAGCGCCCGCGGCAGUGGACAAACAACUGGAGCAGCUGCGCGCUGGCACAGCGGACCUCGGCUCUUCGAUCGCCCACGUUCCGCCGCCCCUACCAAACCAUACCUCACCAUCCACCACUGGGAGGAGGUGUGA
Molecule: messenger RNA, 222 nt
Organism: Colletotrichum higginsianum IMI 349063
Lineage: Eukaryota; Fungi; Ascomycota; Sordariomycetes; Glomerellales; Glomerellaceae
Exons: 2
Coding region: 1-222 (73 amino acids)
Source: RefSeq, a predicted model, not a curated record